Molecule: messenger RNA, 2758 nt
Organism: Talpa occidentalis (Iberian mole)
Lineage: Eukaryota; Metazoa; Chordata; Mammalia; Eulipotyphla; Talpidae
Gene: MON1A
Product: MON1 homolog A, secretory trafficking associated
Exons: 6
Coding region: 960-2627 (555 amino acids)
Biological process (GO): protein targeting to vacuole; vesicle-mediated transport
Source: RefSeq, a predicted model, not a curated record
UAAGUAGAGCUCAACAACUUAGCAGAGUGAACACACUCAAGGAAGGUGUUUAGCAGAUGAAGGAUCAACAUAUUGGUCAUGGAUAGGGGAAAAAGGGAAACUGAUGACCUGGGAGAGGGAGAAACAGCUGGUGAAGCCAUUUGCUUGAGUAGGCAGAGGGCUUGGGUGGAGAAGCAUGGACCACUCAUCUUUAGUAAGGUGAAGGAAGGUAGUGUCUGUCAGGUAAGGCAAGGCUGUGGUGGGAACCUUCUAAGUUCUCUUCUGACCUCUCUGUGCACAGUGGAAUGGAAGGCAGUGUUAUCGCUGAUAGUGCAGAGAGUGAGACUAGGAGGAGGAGAUGAUGAGAAAGGGUGUGAAGGAAUGACUAAGGGCGUGGGAAAGUAAGUAGACAAAGAAAUAUAGGGCAUUCCCAUUUAAAGCAAUGACUCUGAACUCUCUCCCCAGUAAAGGCACGUACCAAUCCAGGUAUCCAUGCAGAGAACCAGGUCCACAAGCCCUGGGACUAUCAGUAGCAGCUUGCCUGUUUUUGGACAUGAACAGAUUGAGUCUCUCCUCAGUCUCAGCGGUCACUCCCUCUUUAUGCAGCAAUUCAGACCCACCUUGGCUUUUAGGUUAGCUUGUACAAUAGUGGUCUAUAAAGUUCUCAUGUAGCCUAUGUCUUCUUGCUCAAGUCCCAGACAUGCCCUCCUUUCUUUAGCUUCCACUGCCCUGUGCUCAAUGGCAUGGUAAUGCUAUUUUUGCCCAUUUUGGAUUGCCAAACUGGCCUUAAUCUCAGGCUUAGGAGAACUUUCUGGAUGCCUCCUCAGGUUACUGUUAAGGGAUGAAGCCUCUUGGAUGGCCCACUUCUUGGUCUUCUGGGCUCUGACCCUCACUGGAUGGAUGGAUGGAUGGAUGGAUGGAUGGAUGGAUGGGCAGAUGGGCUUGAUGGCCUAGAAAACCCCAAAAGGAGAGCCUAAGGGAUGGCUACUGACACAAAGAGAAAGAGCAGCAGCGAAUGCCCUGAUGGCACAUUGGCGCCUACCGAUGGGCAGAAUGUGGAAAGAGCUGAGAGCCCCACACCAGGACUGACCCAGGGAAAGGAGCCAGGUGCCGGGCAGGAGGGUGCCAUGUUUGUUCAUGCCCGUUCCUAUGAGGACCUGACUGAAUCGGAGGAUGGGGCAGCUUCUGGGGACAGCCCCAAGGAGGGUGCUGGGGUUCCCUCACCACUGCCUGCAGACAUGCGUCAGAUCAGCCAGGACUUCAGCGAGCUGAGCACCCAGCUGACAGGUGUGGCUCGAGACCUGCAGGAAGAGAUGCUGCCAGGAAGCUCUGAGGACUGGCCAGAGCCUGCAGGGGCAGCUGGGCGACCAGUCACAGAGCCCUCCAGGGAUGGGUCAGGCGAGGGAGAUGAGGAGGAGGCUGCUGAGGCAUGGCGACUGCACCAGAAGCAUGUCUUUGUGCUGAGCGAGGCGGGGAAGCCUGUGUACUCCCGCUAUGGGUCGGAAGAGGCACUUUCCAGCACCAUGGGUGUCAUGGUGGCCCUGGUGUCCUUCCUAGAAGCAGACAAGAACGCCAUUCGCUCCAUCCACGCAGAUGGUUACAAGGUAGUAUUCGUGCGCCGGAGUCCCCUGGUGCUGGUGGCAGUGGCCCGGACGCGGCAGUCAGCGCAGGAACUGGCACAGGAGCUGCUUUAUAUCUACUACCAAAUCUUGAGCCUUCUCACUGGCGCGCAGCUGAGCCACAUCUUCCAGCAGAAGCAAAACUACGAUCUGCGGCGCCUGCUCUCGGGCUCGGAGCGCAUCACCGACAACCUGCUGCAGCUCAUGGCGCGAGACCCCAGCUUCCUGAUGGGGGCAGCACGCUGCCUGCCUCUGGCGGCGACCGUGCGUGACGCAGUGAGUACCUGCCUGCAGCAGGCGAGAGCGCGCAGCCUGGUCUUCUCCAUCCUGCUGGCUCGCAACCAGCUCGUGGCGCUCGUGCGCCGCAAGGACCAAUUUCUGCACCCCAUUGACCUGCACCUGCUCUUCAACCUCAUAAGUUCUUCCUCGUCCUUCCGCGAGGGCGAGGCCUGGACGCCCGUGUGCCUGCCCAAAUUCAACGCGGCCGGCUUCUUCCACGCACACAUUUCUUACCUGGAGCCCGACACUGAUCUCUGCCUGCUGCUGGUCUCCACCGACCGCGAGGACUUCUUUGCAGUCUCUGACUGCCGCCGCCGCUUUCAGGAGCGCCUGCGGAAGCGCGGAGCUCACCUGGCGCUGCGGGACGCACUGCGCACGCCCUACUACAGUGUUGCCCAAGUGGGCAUCCCUGACCUGCGCCACUUCCUCUAUAAGUCAAAGAGCUCAGGACUCUUCACCAGCCCUGAGAUUGAGGCCCCCUACACCAGUGAAGAGGAACAGGAGCGGUUGCUGGGUCUCUAUCAGUACCUGCACAGUCGUGCCCACAAUGCCUCCCGCCCCCUCAAGACCAUCUACUACACGGGCCCCAACGAAAAUCUCCUGGCCUGGGUGACAGGUGCUUUUGAACUCUACAUGUGCUACAGCCCCCUGGGGACCAAGGCAUCUGCUGUCAGUGCCAUCCAUAAGUUGAUGCGCUGGAUCCGCAAAGAAGAAGACCGCCUUUUCAUCCUUACACCUCUCACGUACUGAUGAGAAUGCGUGGGUUCAGUCCUCCUAGGCUCACUGGGCCAUGGAAGCCAUGGGAGCCAUCGGGUGGGGCUGGCCUCUCCUGCCCAGGCAGCAGGCAGGGACUGUGGGUUGGUGGGUACAUUAAAGUACUU